Molecule: messenger RNA, 966 nt
Organism: Fusarium vanettenii 77-13-4
Lineage: Eukaryota; Fungi; Ascomycota; Sordariomycetes; Hypocreales; Nectriaceae
Exons: 2
Coding region: 1-966 (321 amino acids)
Source: RefSeq, a predicted model, not a curated record
AUGCAGAGACUAUUAUCAUCGCAAGAGACGCAGCCUAAAGCCUCUCCGACAACGAUAAGGACCGCCUAUAUCCGCACGAUACUGGACAGCGAAGUAAAGUACUAUGAGCACGACUGGAGCAACUUGACGACCUGGCUUUGGUUCUGGGUUGGUCAAGAGGUCCCGAAGGAUCCCUUUCAGAACGAUGAUCGCGGGCAAAGUCAAUCUCCUCCAGACAUUCAUCACCAUUACAUUUUACUGCACCGCAAUGCCGCAGAUGCCUUCGUGUUGGAAUGGCUACUGAGAAACUCUGAGCCAGAGGGCUGGAGGCUUGCCCGGGACAAUUUUACGGUCUACCUAUCGCGGAGACAAAUGAAUGAGCCGGCAAACAAGCUAUUACUUCAUCACCUUGGAAGUAUGAGGGUUGCAUUGCCACAAUCCACCGAAUACGCCUCAGGUGACAUCUGCGACACUGCCAUGUUUUCUAAGAGCGAUUACGUUCUCGAGACAUCCCUUGUGCGAGGCGCAGGCUGCGCAACGACAUUUGACACACUUUUCCGGAACUCAAUGCGCCAUGGUUGCCCUCAGCAGUACCGAACUGAGGAGAAGAGUAGCGCCUAUUACGCAAAUAGGCUAAAAGGCAGGAUGGGUCAUACACAGCGAUAUUGCGGAUAUCCCCAUGGUAAAAGUGAGGCGUGGAAGCAAGAGCACGAGAAGGAAUGGAAGAGCUAUAAGUGUCCAUCAUGCGGAAAGCGAUGUAAGCGAAGCAAGGGAUGCAAAUCAACGGGGGAGUUUUGGACAAAGGAUGAGGGCACCUGGGUUGAUAUAGCUGUGGCAUCUGCUGCGAGGCCACCAGAGUUCGAGAAAGAGUGGAGAGCACUGAGCGUUGAAGAUGUCAUUAACAAUCACGGCCUGGACGCAACAGUGGCAGAGAGGUUAAAGCAUUGGAAAUGGAGGUCCAUAGAUACCUUCUCAGGGGAUAAAUAA